AUGACUGAUACUGAUUUGGAUAGUGUGUAUUCAAAGGUGUUAGUAACACAACGUGUUUUAGGUGUGCCAUCCCCUGCACCAGCAUCUGUACCGCAGCCAGCGCCUGCACCGUCGCUCCCUUCUGCACCACAAACAGAGCUGGCACCAGCACCGUCUUCACCACUUCCAGAAUCUAAUAGCGUCAUCGGUGGAGGAGGCGGAACUCCAUCACUUCCAUCCUAUCCGGAACCACUUCCCACUGUGAAAACACCUGAAUCACCUGUGAGAACAUCAGGAGCGGAAUCGCUACCUACACCAGCAGAAGAGCAUUACUCUGGAGAUAACACUGUAGGAGGUGGAGCUCCAGUAGCACCCGCCUCCUCUUCAUCUUACUCAGCCACUUCUACUGUGACAAAGGAGGAAACGAGUGAAUCGAACAACGUUCCUGCCUCCAGUAAUUCAAUAGGGAACGAAGAAGCCCCAUACUCCCCUUCUCAAAUACUCCCGGCAGCACCAAAUCCAACAGCAGCACCAGCUGUUGUAACAACCACAACACAGCAAGCGUUUGUACAGGAGCAGGGCGGUGGUUCAGCAGAGAGCAGCUACAGGGAUUCGAAUGAAGAUCGUUCAGAACCAGAUGCUCCCCUCGUCCCAGUCCCAGCACCCGCCAAAACGUAUACAGAAGUGAAACCCUCAAGUCAGCCUGAAAGUGUUAUCGAAACUUCUGUACACCCAGUGGAGCAGCAAAUCAGCAUAAAAAUGAUGCCAGUUGAGCACCACGAAGAAAAGGAAGACAUAGCUCCAGCUACAGCACCGGAGCAAGAGCUUCGGCCCGAGGCCAUCAUUCAUUCCAGCCACAACCACGCCACAUGCAUCUGA
Molecule: messenger RNA, 858 nt
Organism: Cooperia oncophora
Lineage: Eukaryota; Metazoa; Nematoda; Chromadorea; Rhabditida; Trichostrongylidae
Source: the annotation of a GenBank genome assembly